AAGCUGCUAGUGGCCUAAUAAACAGAUUCAGAAAGAAAAAGAACGAGGACUAAAAAGCUUGGAGGAGUAGAAGACCGGUCAAAUCGGUGCCCACCCUCCUUCUCACAUACAUGCAUAUUCCGUUCCACUCCGCUUGUCCCGUUCCUGUCCGAACUCCGAACUCCAAUCUACUCCGCCGCAGCCAGUCUGCCUGAUCUGCUCCAUCCCCCAUCCGCUAUGCACCAGCUUCUGCUACUGCUACUCGCUUUCUUCCUCCUCCGGUCAGCGGCGCCCAGCGCGGCACAGUCGUCAAGCUGCUGGCCGAUGGCAUGCGGGGGCCUGAGCAUCCUCUUCCUGCUGCUCGCUUCCUUCCUCCUCCGGCCGGCGGCAGCCGGCGCAGAACAGCCGGCGGCACAGUCGUCAACGUCAAGCUGCUGGCCGAAGGCAUGCGGGGACCUGAGCAUCACCUACCCGUUCUGGGUGGAGGAGCCCGGCCGGCCGCCGUGCGGGCCUCCGGCAUUCAACCUCAAGUGCAACAGCAGCGGCGCGUUCCUGAGCAGCUCCAUCUACCAGGCGUAUCGGGUGGAGAGCAUCUUCCCCAAGAACCGAUCCUUACAUGUGGUGGACAUCAACCUGCCGCUUGCCACCGGCUGCCCCGCGCCGAUAUCCAACGUCUCGUUCAUCGCCCGGCCACUCUUCUUCAGCAAAGCCAACAGGGAGCUGCUCUUCCUCGGGAAGUGCACCGAGUCCCAGCCGGAGCCUUCGGCUGGGUUUCACAGCCUGCCCUGCGACAGCUCCUCCUUUGUCCGGCUCGCCGACGGCCGAAAUUUCUCGAGCAGCCACGUCCAGGGCGGCAUCCCGCCGAGCUGCUUCUUCGCUUUCGCGCCGGUUCUUGUGCCUCCCCGGGGGAAUGGCGACGAGUACCUAGCCAGCUUGAGGAAGGGGUUUCUCCUGGAGUGGACAGAGGUGCCCGGCGAUUGCCCGGAGUGCAUGGCAAGCGGCGGGGAAUGCGUGUACGACGACACCGGGCUGACCUUCGCCUGCAAUUGCUCCGGCAGCUUGCGCCCUGAGAAGUGCGGACGAAGCAGCAAGAUAAGCAAAGCUGGAAUUGUUUUGAUGUCAGUAACUGCAAGCUUGCUACUACCAUGUAUAUAUGUGCUGGUGUGCCAUAGAAAGAGGGGGAAACUAUGUUUCGUCCUAUGCAAAAAGACUAGCAGCAGCACUGAGAGGAACAUUGAGGCCCUAAUAGUAUCACAUGGGUCUCUAGCUCCAAAAAGAUACAAGUACUCAGAAGUAACUAAGACAACAUCUUCCCUUAAUGAAAAGCUUGGGGAAGGUGGUUAUGGACUGGUUUUCAAAGGAAGGCUACAUGAUGGUCAUCUAGUUGCUGUGAAAUUCUUGCAUGAUUCCAAAGGAGAAGGAGAUGAGUUUGUGAAUGAGGUUAUGAGUAUCGGCAGGACCUCUCAUGUUAAUAUUGUUAGCCUAUUUGGAUUUUGUUUGGAAGGCUCGAAACGGGCCCUAAUAUAUGAGUUCAUGCCCAAUGGUUCUUUGGAUAAGUACAUAUAUUCAGAGAAUCCUAAAGCAGUUUUAGGAUGGGAACAGCUCUAUACAAUAGCAAUCGGAAUUGCUCGAGGCUUGGAAUACUUGCACCAUAGUUGUAAUACACGCAUUGUCCAUUUUGAUAUCAAGCCUCAAAACAUCCUUCUAGAUAAGGAUUUUCACCCAAAGAUUGCUGAUUUUGGUUUGGCCAAAUUGUGUCAUACCAAGAAGAGCAAGCUUUCUAUGACUGGUGCUAGAGGAACCGUUGGUUUUAUCGCUCCUGAAGUGCACUCUCGAACCUUUGGAGUUGUUUCAACAAAAUCAGAUGUUUAUAGUUAUGGGAUGAUGUUACUAGAGAUGGUUGGAGGGAGGAAAAAUGUGAAUUCAGUGGCUCAAAAAUCAAGUGAAAAGUAUUUUCCACAUUGGAUUUAUGACCACUUUGGUCAUGACGAUGGAUUACAGGCAUGUGAAGUUUCAAGUCAAAAUGAAGGAAUAGCGAAAAAGAUGAGUGUGAUUGGCCUGUGGUGCAUCCAAAUAUUACCAAUGCAUCGCCCUACCAUAACAAAGGUUUUGGAAAUGUUUGAGAGAGGUUUAGAUGAACUGGACAUGCCACCAAGGCAAAACUUCAGUCAAAUACUCCAGGAUCCACUUCACAGUUUGAAUGGAGAAAGCAUGAGUACAAGCAGUGGUACCAAAACAGAAGUGCUUAGCGAAGUGCUAAGGAUGAAGGAGACAAGCAAUGUGAAUUGAAAAACCUUACGGCGGUUACCAACUCUAUGAAAUGGUCACCACCUAGCAUUUGAAUUAGGCAGUAAACUUGUCUAUCCAUAUGAGUUGAAAUCUGAAGUUGCUGUGAUACUUGUUUCAAAGGAGAGGCUUCUGGGGUACUAUAAUAUUUUACAGUCAAAGUCAUCAAGGCCGGAAGAGGGUGUUAUCAGUUAUCUUAUCCAAGUAUGGAUACAAUAUUUUUUUGACAUAAUCCUAACAUAUCAAUAUCAUGCGUCUGCACACCCUGUAGUCAUCCA
Panicum virgatum (switchgrass) is the source of this 2543-nucleotide messenger RNA. RefSeq names its product LEAF RUST 10 DISEASE-RESISTANCE LOCUS RECEPTOR-LIKE PROTEIN KINASE-like 2.5. The record is from RefSeq and is a predicted model, not a curated record. The transcript is spliced from 4 exons. Lineage: Eukaryota; Viridiplantae; Streptophyta; Magnoliopsida; Poales; Poaceae. Gene Ontology annotation, biological process: protein phosphorylation. Gene Ontology annotation, molecular function: polysaccharide binding; protein kinase activity; ATP binding. The coding region runs from base 217 to 2268 and encodes 683 amino acids.